UCGAAAGACAAUAUUUCCAUACCUGCCACAUCCCAAAAAAAAAUCUCUAAAUCCGUUAUCAUCCCCAAAUAAAUUAGAGAUCCUCAGACCCUGUUUCGGAUUUUCCCAACAGGCUCGGAAUCUACAGGGAAAAUUGUCAUCCUACCUUGGGGUUGCUCUUCGGGAUUCGUCGUUCUACCUCAUCACUUCGCAUUCCUUUUUGCCAUCUGUUAUCGCAAUCCGUCCUAGCAAUCGAUUUUGUAGCAAUAAAGUGCAGGCGGUGGGUGAGAAGGCGAGGCGACGACCACUUCGAUUCGUCACCGUGUGCUCCAAUCGAACCCCGAGCAGUGGUCUCCAAUCCCGUGGCGGGAUUUUGAUUCCGAGGCGGCGAAGAAGAAGAGCAAAGCUACUCCCUUUUCGCCGCGUUCGGUUCUCUGAGGCUGAGGAGGAAAGGGAAGAAGGGAGCCUCCGAGAAUGGCCGAGGUUUGCCUCGCUAAUUGCACCGGCGCGGUCGUCGCUUGCAGGAUCGAACCGCGACGCCGCCGUCUGUCUUGCUUAUUCCCCAAAACCUCGCCUUUCGCCCGCACCAAUCUCGUCCUCGUGGGUCCCUACGCUGCCGCCGCCGCCGCCACCGAUCGAGGCACUGGCCUCUCGGAGGAGGAUGCCUAUUCAUCCUCGCGGCUUUCCCCUCCGCUCGGACUCCCCUGGACGGAGGCGGAGGGAGAGAAGAGGCGUGCGAGGGAUCUCGAUGUGGCGGUGAGGGCGGUGCAGUUGGCGUGCUCGUUGUGCCAGCGGGUGCAGAGCGGACUGGUGGCACGGGGGAAAGGGAAGACGAUGUCCAAGUUGUGUGGCAGAUUGGAGAGUUCAAGGAUUAGUUAGCUGGUUCUUAUCAGACUACUUUGGCUGCGACGGACAUGAAUCGAUCGUCGCAGAAGAAGAUGUCUUCACGCUGUUGAGAGGACGCCACAGUUUGCUCGAAUCAGUGACGAGUUCCGUCAACGAAUGCCCCUCUGAAGCUCCAGAAUAUGGACUGAAAGCCCCUCCUGAACCCCUAGAGCCUCAGAAAAUUCUCGACGCCAUGCGCAUCUGUAACUCCACUAGAGGUUCAAAGGGAAGAUUUUGGGUC
Zingiber officinale is the source of this 1105-nucleotide messenger RNA. RefSeq lists its product as uncharacterized. The coding region runs from base 454 to 858 and encodes 134 amino acids. The transcript is spliced from 2 exons. The record is from RefSeq and is a predicted model, not a curated record. NCBI's taxonomy places the organism in Eukaryota, Viridiplantae, Streptophyta, Magnoliopsida, Zingiberales, Zingiberaceae.